UCACCGUCUUAACCCCUCAAUAGGAGGGGCCUCUCUCUUCUCUUUCUCUCUCUUCUUUUUCUUUCUCUCUCUUUUCCUCCUCCUCUCUAGCAUUGAGGCUGAGAACAAACCAGACCAUCCAUAGCCAACACCACCAUUCACGAAAAGCAGCAAAAACAACAACAAAAACAAUAACCAAAACCCUCUAAAUCCUUGUAAUUUCCAUUAUUACAUAUCUCCUGCACCGUGGAUCUCCAGAAAGCCUAUCAAAAACCACCUUUCUCAUUCCCAAAAAGAGAAAAAAAAACUCAUGCAGAACCCAGUAGAUCUUAAUCAAUAUCUCAUCGACCCAUAUUGUAUUUUCUCAUUUUUUUUGGAAUUUGUAAUAAAUAAGUUGAGAUUCAUCAUUUUGGUUAUCGGAUCGACCCGUAUCGAGCUGAUUUGAAUUGUGUUGAUCUGAUUGUUUCUUUGUGCUUUGAUUUGAUGGAGAAUUGAUGAGAUGGGUUGCUUGGAAUCGGGCGAAAUUAGGGUUUGAAAAUGCCCGGUCUCAUGCAGAGGAAUGCCCAAUUUGCGUUCACUUCUUACUCUAAUGUUUCUGGAUCAGUUUCUUCUAAUGGAAUCUGGUCCAGGCGCCAUGAUGAUGUUACAUUAGAGCAGCUGCAUAAGUUUUGGAGUGAGUUACCACCAAAUGCUCGACAAGAACUUUUGAGGAUAGAUAAGCAAACUCUCUUUGAGCAGGCUCGCAAGAACCUAUACUGUUCAAGGUGCAAUGGCCUACUACUUGAAGGAUUUUAUCAGAUUGUUAUGUAUGGGAAGUCUCUCCAACAAGAAGGAGGAAGCCUUAAUCUUCUUAGCAAGCCAGGGGUGUGUAGAAACCCCAGUGAGAAUGGUUCGGGAGCAAUGUUUACAGGCAGCCAAGAUGAUAUACGUGACCCAGCGAUUCAUCCUUGGGGUGGACUUGCAACUACUAGAGAUGGAAUAUUGACUCUCUUAGACUGUUUCUUGGAAGGGAAAUCCCUUGAUGGCCUUCAGAUUGUAUUUGACAGUGCACGAGCAAGGGAACGGGAGAGAGAGUUGCUUUAUCCAGAUGCAUGUGGAGGGGGAGGUCGUGGUUGGAUAAGCCAAGGCAUGGUGAACUAUGGGCGAGGGCACGGAACAAGGGAAUCAUGUGCCCUGCAUACUGCGAGGCUUUCGUGUGAAACCCUAGUGGACUUUUGGUCGGCAUUGGGCGAUGAGACACGCCUAUCUCUCUUGCGUAUGAAAGAAGAAGACUUCAUUGAGAGACUUAUGUACAGGUUUGACAGCAAGAGGUUUUGCAGAGAUUGCAGAAGGAAUGUGAUGCGUGAGUUUAAGGAGUUGAAGGAGCUGAAACGCAUGAGAAAGGAGCCACAGUGCACCAAUUGGUUCUGUGUUGCAGAUACAGCUUUCCAGUAUGAGGUGUCAAACAGCAUGAUCCGAGCUGAUUGGCGUCAGUCCUUUGCAGAAAUGGCUGUCACUUAUCAUCAUUUUGAGUGGGCAGUCGGAACAGGAGAGGGAAAAUGUGACAUUUUGGGAUUCGAGGAUGUUGGUAUGAGUGGGAAUGUUCAGGUAGAUGGGCUUGAUCUUGGGGGCUUGAAUUCAUGCUUUAUUACAUUGAGGGCCUGGAAGCUAGAUGGUCGGUGCUCUGAGAUCUCUGUGAAGGCACAUGCAUUGAAGGGCCAGGCAUGUGUCCAUCGAAGGCUCAUUGUUGGUGAUGGGUUUGUUUCAAUAACAAAAGGUGAAAGCAUCAAAAGAUUCUUUGAGCAUGCUGAAGAGGCUGAGGAGGAAGAGGAUGAUGAUUCCAUGGACAAGGAUGGUAAUGAGUUGGAUGGUGAAGGUUCUCGGCCUCAAAAGCAUGCAAAGAGUCCUGAACUUGCCAGAGAAUUCCUUUUGGAUGCUGCUACUGUUAUUUUUAAAGAACAGGUCGAAAAAGCUUUCAGAGAAGGUACUGCACGCCAAAAUGCACACAGUUUAUUUGUUUGUCUUGCCCUAGGGUUGUUGGAAGAGCGUGUUCAUGUUGCCUGCAAAGAGAUUAUUACACUAGAAAAACAGAUGAAGCUCCUUGAAGAAGAAGAAAGAGAAAAGCGUGAAGAUGAAGAAAGGAGAGAGAGAAAGAAACUAAAAGAGAGAGAAAAGAAGCAGAGAAGAAAGGAGAAACUAAAAGGAAAAGAAAAGCAAAAGGAGAAGGCUGCUGAACAGAGCCCUACUUCCACUGAUACAAGAGUGCCUGCAUACAAUUCUUCCUUGACUAUUGUUCAAGAGGAGUCCACUCUAUCUCUAAACUCAGGCAACAUUGAAACUGAAGAUGAUUUGCCAUCAAUAUUGGUCCCUUUAGAUAACACAGAUACCCCACCAUCAGCUGAAAAUACCAUUUCAAGACAUUAUAACCAUAAAACUAACAACACGAGGCAUGCAUCUGGUUAUGUUGAAGUGGAUUUUAGUGGGAGGGAAAAUAACGGUUUUCUUAUGAUAGAGCAAUCAAAAUAUUCAAGGCGGAAGUUGAAGCCUCGAAAGGAUUCCUCGUUAGAGCCACCUUCAAAAUGGUUCCCUCGACGAGGAUCAAAUUCAGACCAGGUCGAAGAUUCUGAGACAAUGCCACAUAAUCAUAUGGGAAACCCUAGGUCAACCAAUGGAGUUCACAGGCAACAGAGAAGUAAUUUUCCAAAGAUCAACACAAGAAGUUAUGCUCCCAAGCAUAAUAGUGAGAAGUCCCACUGUUCUAAUAGCAGAUCAUGGGAUAGAUAUGACUCUCAUUCAUGCAGCUGUAACCCUCAAAGUGACUCUAGAUUUAGAGAUGGACAAAACCCAUCUAUUACUCGAACAGGUAAAGAGAUGAAGAUGGGGAAUAAGUCUGAACCAGCAAUGGAUAUGACCAGGCCAUAUUACCGAAGCAACAAGUAUAAUAGUGGUGGUUGCUUGAGAGAUGGUAAUGGAGUUCCUAAAGGUAGGCCUGUGAUGGGGAGUAUUCCUGUCAGAGGGGAUGCUUCGCACAUUAAAAAAGUAUGGGAACCUCUUGAUCCAUGGAGGAGAUGCCCUAAAAGCUCCUUGGACAUGAAUAUGAAUGGAUGCCAAUCUGAGAACACCAUGAAAUCCGUGUCAGAACGAAAGGAUUUGUCUAUAGUUUCUGAAACUUCAGGUGAAUAUGAGAAUGCCAGAAAGGUUGAGCUUGGAAGUUCGAAGGAUCUCAUUGACUCGAGCUCUGAGGCUGGCCAUAAAAGGGAACCUGAAGAUGGGUCAGUGGCAUCUCAUCAAAAUUUUGACAUUAGUGGGGAGAACGAAGAUGGGUUAAUGGCAUCUCAUCAGAAUUUUGACAUAAAAGCUAAUGGGGAAGCUAGGAGUGCUCCUGAUCCCACUCUUAAUAGCACAUCUGGUUCAGAUAAUGGCUCAUCUUGUUCUAGUGAGGGAGAUAGCAGCUCUUGUCCUUUGGGUUCCCAAAAUGCGGAAUGCUCUUCAGUGUCUGACUCUGAGGAGACCACUCAAUCUGAAGGUAGAGACUCAUGCAGUGAGAAUGGGUUUAGAGCGUGUUCAGAUAUCGGAAUGACCCAAGAUUUAGAAGCGACUCUACCAAUUGAGCAACCCGUAAAGCCUAUUUCUUCUGAUAACAAUAAGAGCCUUCCUUAUAGCACAACUGAGAUGAGACCUUCUCCGCAUCAUGUGCAUCCAGUGCCCAACCCAACCAUGGCUAUGCCUGUAUUUCCAGCCCACUCAAUGGGGUACUAUCAGAGCUCCACUCCUUGGGCCCCAUCUCCUAAUGGCUUGGUUCCUUUUAUUCAGCCCAGUGGACUCCUGUUCUCAAGCCCACUUAGCUAUGGACUACCUCAAAGCAGAUCUUCGCGCUUUUGUACCCCAUAUGGAACUCUUCAACCUUUUAACCCUAUAAUCAAUAAUGUGGGCCAUAUUCCAUCAUUCCCAAUGAAAACCAGUGCUGUGAACCCAAAGGAGCAAACAAAGAAUUUGAAGUUUGAGGGGCUUGAAAGUGGCGUUAGGGGGUUCUCUUAUGAAGCAAGCGUGCCUCAAAAGGUACCUGAGAGACCAUUCUCGAAAACACAUCUAUCCUCUGAAGGCUUAUUAUCAGGACAAGAUGGAAAUGACGGGAAGCCCCAAACACUUGCGAACACAAACUUUUCAUUUUUUCACUUUGGUGGUCCAUUAGCAGCUGGAGAAGGGUACAACCCAGUUCCGAUACCAUUGAAAGAGGAGAUAGUUGGUGAUGAAAACAAUAAGAGAGAUUCAAUUCUUGAAGAAUAUAGCCUAUUUGCAUCAGGAAAUGGGAACAGAUUUUCGUUCUUCUGAUGCUGCAAAGACUUUAGGUUCAAUUCCCGUUGAGGUAUUGGGGAAAAGUUUUUGUAUUUGUGAUUAGAUAGAUGGCAUUUUUCUCUAUACAAAUAUUUCAUCUUUGUUUCCACUCAGUUGUGGUGUCUUUCAUUUUAUUCUGAUUGUAAUGAUUGAGAGAGUGGCGUGUUGUUAAAUUUUCGUUGUAUGAGGUGAGUUUUCAGUGGUAGUGAAGUAUUUUUUUUUGGCCGUCUGUCAGCAAUUCUUGGCCCAAACGUCUGUCAGCAAUUCUUGGCCCAAAAAAUUCCUGAGAUUAUGAUGUUCAUUGGUUU
Messenger RNA from Amborella trichopoda, 4601 nucleotides. RefSeq lists its product as uncharacterized. Lineage: Eukaryota; Viridiplantae; Streptophyta; Magnoliopsida; Amborellales; Amborellaceae. The record is from RefSeq and is a predicted model, not a curated record.